Erythranthe guttata (spotted monkey flower) is the source of this 495-nucleotide messenger RNA. The record is from RefSeq and is a predicted model, not a curated record. Lineage: Eukaryota; Viridiplantae; Streptophyta; Magnoliopsida; Lamiales; Phrymaceae.
CUUCUUCUUCUCUCUCUCUAUAGAGAGAGAGAGAGAGAGAGAUAUGGCUGGAGCUAGGCAAUGGAAUAUUCCAUAUUCAACAUCAGGAAAGAUCAUCGACAAAUUCAUUUCCAUACCCAUUGUAUCUUCUUCCAAGAGAAAUGAUCUCCCAAUGGUACCGAAAAAGAAGAGUAAACCACGUCUGAUCACUAUAUCGCCGUCGGCCGACGGAAAAUGGCACGGGAAAUGGGACUGCGACUAUAUGUUCUCGUUGCAAGAAUUGCAUUUGCAUGAUUUGUGUGACGAUAUUCAACAAGACACGCACGUUUCCCUCAACCUCUCCGUCCAGAAGCAUGCUGGACUUGGGCUGUCAGUUGAAGGAAGGAUCAAAACAUGCUUCACCACAAAAUGCUGCAAUUGCUUCUCCCCCUAUUUAAGAGAGGUAUAUAUAUAUGUAUUACACCUACAUCCCUCAAGUAUGCUAAAAUAACUUUAAGGUCCCUGUAGUAUCGGUAA